UUCCCUCCGUUCCAUUUCUAAGCGGUGGAAUAGAAGAAUGAGCAAUGCUCGUCGUUCCUACCGUGCCUCCUCCCAUUACGAGCUCGGAUUAUUUUUUCUAAGAAAUGGCUGGCUACAGAUAGGGCUUCUCUGAGAGUUUAACUGUGAGACAAAUGGCGGUGAUCAUCGAAAAUUCAGUUUGGGAACCAAAUCCAUAUUUGUUCGUCUUCAUCUUCCUCUCUUGUUUUUUUUCGAUCUUUCUUCUACCUUAUGCUUCCAAAAAUGGUUCCACCAGAGCUCCUGCUCCGUUCGAUCAGGGAUUUUCAUCCUCCUUUUCUAGUUUCCAGUGGAAGUUCCUGCUACUUUAUUCUCUUGCCUCUGUAAUGGAAGGCUUAUGGUCAGUAUAUGGCGAAUUUGAGUUGACGUAUCGUGGAGUAAACAGAGAGGAGAUAGUGUCGUCUCUAUGCGUUGGAUAUGCAGCUUCUCUCUUCGUUGGGACCUUUUUGGGCGUUCUAUCGGAUUUGAUAGGUCAAAAGGAAGUUUGUGUGAUGUUUUGCAUUAUACACCUUGUUACUGCCAUAUGGAAGAGGAUUUCUGUGCAUCCAAGUCUCUUUGUCGCCAGUAUUGGUUUAUCUCUUGCUACCUCAAUAUUUUCAUUCAGUUUUGAAACAUGGAUGGUACUUCAACAUGAAAAGCAAGGUCACAGGCAAGAUAUGUUAAGUGACACAUUUUGGCUAAUGACUAUAUUUGAGUCUGUCUCAUUGAUUGGAAACCAGAUGCUUCUGAAUAGCCUGGUUGGUGAUACUGUUAAGAGGAAUAUGUUUUCUCCUUCCACUGUUGCUGUUUUCUUGGCUUUGAUAUGUGCAACUUUUAUCAUCAAAAGGUGGACAGAAGUAUCACAAAGAAUAGAACUAGAGGACUAUAGAACUUCUUUCAGUGCAUAUAUUUUUAGUGAUAAAAGGAUAUGGUUAUUGGCAUGGGCACAAGCUUCUAUUCACUUCUCUGUUGCAUUCUUUUGGAUUCUUUGGGCUCCAACAUUAGUGGCUGAUGGGAGGGAAGUGCAUUUAGGGUUGGUAUAUCCAUGUUUGCUGGGAUCCAGAAUCCUUGGGAGCUCAUUGUUUCCAUGGCUUAUGGGUAGAACAUCAUCCUUUCGGACUGAAGAUUGUUUACUAUAUGGCUUCGUUGUAUCAGGGCUUGUGAUGUCAAUUGUGGCUUUUGAUUAUCAGGAGCUUGGAGUUUUAGUGAUGCUAUUUUCCUUAUUUCAUGGCUGUGUAGGUUUAAUUUUACCUUCACUUGCAAGAUUAAGGACCAUGUAUGUGCCAAGUAAGUUACGUGGAGGGAUGAUUAGCCUAUCUCUGGCCCCUGCAAAUGCGGCGAUUCUGUUUUUUCUGUUGCAGGAUGGCUAUUACAGGCAUAUCGAAAAUUCAGUGAUAAUAGCAUUUGCUGCCCUUAGUCUGUUCUCAUCGGCCGGUAGCAUGUAUGCAUUGAAGCGUUGGGGAAAGCAUCCAUAUCAGAAUUGGCAAAAGCAGUAAACAGUUCCCAAAUUUCAAGCUUUGGUUUGAAGAUGGUAGGCAUCUAUUUAGGAGUGCCGCUUACCAUCUUAGUACUCAAGCUUGGAAGACCAAGUUAUAGGGUGCCAAUUUUCUUUUUACUCAUCGAAUAUAUUCAAGCUCAACAAACCCAUUGUCAUCCCAUUUCCCUGUUUCUGGGCAAUGCGGCUAAUUCCUGCUGACGAGACAAGGACUGGACAAUUUCACCCAAAUUUCAAUGUUGAUGGGGCCAUGUAGCUGCCAAAGGCGAACCUUUAAACGUUCCAGGUAGGAUGCAAACCUCAAGAAUGAAUGCUUUUUUUUUUUUUUUCUUUUCUCUAGUAUCCAAGGGCAAUUAAAUGGUUAAGAGGCCCAUGCUCACGCUGGCGAUUUUGGAACAUGGUUUUUAUUACCUUUGCAAACUUGAAUCAGGUAGCAAACCAUAUUAGGUUUUGUGCCUUUUUCGUUGGACCCUUGUACUUAACUUUGCUUGGCUAGUCAAUAACAAAUGAUUUUAUAUUGAUAAAGUUUUGGUAAA
This is a messenger RNA of Cucurbita maxima (winter squash), 2046 nucleotides long. RefSeq names its product molybdate-anion transporter-like. Gene Ontology annotation, cellular component: membrane. Gene Ontology annotation, molecular function: molybdate ion transmembrane transporter activity. Bases 153 to 1511 code for a protein of 452 amino acids. The transcript is spliced from 9 exons. Lineage: Eukaryota; Viridiplantae; Streptophyta; Magnoliopsida; Cucurbitales; Cucurbitaceae. The record is from RefSeq and is a predicted model, not a curated record. Gene Ontology annotation, biological process: molybdate ion transport.